This is a messenger RNA of Molossus molossus (Pallas's mastiff bat), 633 nucleotides long. RefSeq names its product mitochondrial ribosomal protein S16 (gene MRPS16). The record is from RefSeq and is a predicted model, not a curated record. Gene Ontology annotation, molecular function: structural constituent of ribosome. The transcript has 3 exons. The coding region runs from base 132 to 539 and encodes 135 amino acids. Gene Ontology annotation, biological process: mitochondrial translation. Lineage: Eukaryota; Metazoa; Chordata; Mammalia; Chiroptera; Molossidae. Gene Ontology annotation, cellular component: mitochondrial small ribosomal subunit; ribosome.
GCGGCGAUGCCCGCGGUUUCGCAGCGUUGACCCUGCGCGUCCGUCCUCCGCCCCGCCGUAGGCGAUAGAGCCGGGCCUUGCGGGCGACGGGACGCUGGGAGGAACUGCCACUGGCGCUCGCCGGCUGCACCAUGGUCCAGCUCACUACUCUGCUCCACAAGGCCUACCAUGGGGGCCACUUAACCAUCCGUCUUGCCCUGGGUGGUUGUACCAACCGGCCUUUCUACCGCAUCGUGGCUGCUCACAACAAGUAUCCCAGGGAUGGCCGUUUUGUGGAGCAGCUAGGCUCCUAUGAUCCACUGCCGAACAGUCAUGGAGAGAAGCUCGUUGCUCUCAACCUGGACCGGAUCCGGCACUGGAUCGGCUGUGGGGCCCAUCUCUCCAAACCUGUGGAAAAGCUUCUGGGUCUUUCUGGCUUUUUCCCUCUGCAUCCCAUGGUGAUCACAAAUGCUGAGAGGCUGCGACGGAAACUGGCACGUGAACUCCUCUUAGCAUCUCAGAAAACAGAUACAGAGGCUACAGAAACAAAAGCAAGCUGACUUCAGUGAGCAUAGUAGCAUGAACAAGGUCAAAGUCCUCUUAAAACACUUAUGCAGAGUUCUUAGUUUUAUUAGAUUUAGAGGUCAAUAAAUG